This is a messenger RNA of Trichomonas vaginalis G3, 1152 nucleotides long. RefSeq names its product histidine acid phosphatase. The record is from RefSeq and is a predicted model, not a curated record. Gene Ontology annotation, biological process: dephosphorylation. The transcript has a single exon. Gene Ontology annotation, molecular function: phosphatase activity. Bases 1 to 1152 code for a protein of 383 amino acids. NCBI's taxonomy places the organism in Eukaryota, Parabasalia, Trichomonadida, Trichomonadidae.
AUGAUUUUCGCUCGAAGUAUUGAUGAAUCCUUUUGUGAGCCAUCAUUCGAACCUUUUAUUCCUGUAGAUGCAGAUUUAAUACAAGUUCAAGUAAUUACAAGGCAUGGAGCAAGAACUCCACUUCAUAAACAGCCAGGAAAUACAGAUAUUUGGCAAUGCUCCAACUCUGAACACAAGUCAUACUCAGAAGAUUCAUCUGGUGCUAAUAUUCAUGUCGCUUUCGGAAGCUCUCUUUUCGGAGGUGAUUGCCAUUUCGGACAAUUACUAGGUAAAGGACAAAAACAACUCUCGAAAAUAGGAAAACAUCUUAGAAAACUUUACAUUGACCAACUGAAAUUCCUUCCCUCAAAAUUUGAUAAAGAAAUAAUUCUAUUUCGAUCUACAAAUACGCAAAGAACUAAAAAUUCAUUGAUUUCUCUUGCAUCAUCGUUAUAUCCAGGUGAAAAAAUCUCAUUUAAAUAUGCAGACAAAAUAUAUGAUCAUUGGAGACGAAAAGCAAGUGUUUGUCCAGGAUUACUAGACCAAUGGAAAAAGCUUUCCAAGAGUAGCGAAUGGAACAUUAUUGGACUUGAAAAUUCGAGUUUUAUGUCAAAAGUUGCGAAAUCUUUGAAAACGAAAUGGUCAGCAACUGGUGACAUUCUAACAUCAUCGCUUUGUGAAGGAUUCAGUAUUACACCAAAUAUGACAAAAGAAGAUAUUACUAAUGCAAUUGCCCUCAAAACUCGUCAACAUCUUUUUAUUUACAACCAUGAUGAUGUCUUUCCUCUCUUCUUUGGCUACCAAGCAGCAGAUAUGGUUAAUGAAAUGUUAAAAAGGAUAAGUGGUCAAAGUCAAGCAAAGUUUAUUCAUUGGUCAGCACAUGAUGGAAAUAUUAAUGCCUUUCUUGGUUAUAUUGGUAUAUCUUCUAGCGAUUGGCCUCAAUACGGAACUUAUAUUACAAUGGAACUCUAUAAAUAUCGAAAACAUAAUCAAUAUUUUCUCAGAUUCACAAUGAAUGGUAAGAAACUCACAUCAACAAGGCUCUCGUCAUUCUUGAUACCACUCGAUAAGUUUGUUAUGUUCGUUAAAAACUUCAUGCCAUCAAAAGAAGAUUGUAAAUACAAUAAAAAGAAAUUUAUGGAGUCUGAUGUCUUCAUUCCCGAAGCUUUAUAA